Molecule: messenger RNA, 2021 nt
Organism: Chroicocephalus ridibundus (black-headed gull)
Lineage: Eukaryota; Metazoa; Chordata; Aves; Charadriiformes; Laridae
Product: proto-oncogene Mas-like
Exons: 2
Coding region: 135-1091 (318 amino acids)
Biological process (GO): G protein-coupled receptor signaling pathway
Cellular component (GO): membrane
Molecular function (GO): G protein-coupled receptor activity
Source: RefSeq, a predicted model, not a curated record
GGAUUUUAUCUGGACCCCAUGUCACAGAGCUCAGGUGACAAUUUUACCUCGCAGAUCCAUACCAGGCAGCUGCUGCAAAUCAGUCACUGAAAUUCCAAGGAAUCCACAAAAAGGUCUCCCUGAAAUCGCUCAUUAUGAAUAUUUCAACGGUACCAAUCUUCCUUCCAACUGCAAGCAGCCAGGCUAAUGGGACUAAUCACAGCGGGGCUGUGGGAAAGACAGAGCCAUCAUAUGCUGUCCUCAAGUUCAUGGAGAGCUUCUGCCUCAUCAGCGCUGCCUGUGGGAUGGUGGGAAAUGGCAUGGUCCUUUGGUACCUUGGCUUCCGCAUCCGGAGAAACCACUUCACUGUCUACAUCCUGAACCUGGCCGCUGCCGACUUUGGGUAUCUCCUCUGCAUCGCCAUUGAGACGGUUCAGUACCUGAUGCAGUUCAACGUGGGAGUGCAGUUUGGGAUAUUCCUCUUCCUCGACCUUUUCAUGUAUGGGACCGGCUUGUACCUCCUGACCGCCAUCAGCAUUGAGAGGUGCCUCUCUGUGCUUUGUCCAAUCUGGUGCCGAAGCCACCGCCCAAAGCUCUUGUCCGGCAUCAUCUCGGGUCUGCUCUGGGCUCUCUCCUUCCUACUGAACAUGCUGGGCUAUGUUUUGUGUACCCUCCGCCCCUCUGCCAGGAGCUGCCGGCUCAUGCUCAUCACCAUCGGAGCCUUGGACUUCCUCUUCUGCACGCCCCUCAUGCUGCUCUUCAGCCUCACCCUCUUCCUUAGAGUCAAGUGCAGCUCCCAAAACUUCCGAACAGGCAGGCUCUUCACCGUCAUCAUGCUCACCGUCCUCUUCUUCCUCAUUUUCGCUGUGCCUCUGAGCGUCCUCAUCCUCUUUGACUUCUUGGGUUACAAAUUCCUCUACUCCCCGGAGAUCGGCUUUGUGCUGUCCUGCGUGAACAGCAGUCUCAACCCCGUCAUUUACUUCCUUGUGGGGAGCUACAGGGAUCGGAGAAUCAAGUUCACCCUCAAGCUGGCAUUCCAGAGGGCCUUUGAAGAUUCAGCCGAUGACAAAGAUGAACGGGAAACCCGUGACACAAUGACUAUGUCCUCCUAGUACCCUGCUGUGCCUAACACAGUAACAUUGGUCUGGAGCUGACGGCCGAUAGUUUACAAAUUGAAGAACUCUGAGGUGUUGGGGAAGGUUUAUCCCACCUAACCUUCGAUAUCUUCAUUGUAGAUCCCUACCUUUUAGCUAGCGAUUUUAAGCUCCAUCUGUGGUUGGUGAAAACACAUAAGCACCUGGACCACAGAAUUUGUCUGACCUGUAUUAGGACCACAUUAGAAGUGCCUAUUUCAUUUCAGUGGCCAUUAAAUUAUUUCAAUUUGAUAAGAAGAAAUGUCUUGGUGUCUGCCUUUCAUCAAAGGAAUCCCGCUCAGAAUUUGCAGCUCACUCAAUAAAUCUCUGUAUUUCAGAGCGCAACAAUAUCGAAUGCAUAAAUUCUCAGUCACUUUUUACUCGGAUCCCUGAAAAUGAGAUGGGAACCAAUCCUCUUGUUGAAAUGAGUCAUGAGAGUUGCGAUGUAGUAGAAAAGGGCUCCAGCCCCUACCAACUUGCCUUACCACUUUAUGUACUGACUUGCACGCUCCCUUUUCUUGUGUUUCAAAGAAAUAUAGGGCUGGAGUUGCAUAUUAAUUUAGCUUCCUUCAGUCUGGGACAGAGUAUCUGCAUCUAACUACAGCAUGUAUUGAGUUAUUAUUUCUUCCUUUAAGAAGGACAGAUGAUAAGAACCACGGCUUCUAACAUCUCCUCUACCAACAGAAACACAUUCAAGGAUAGGGAAAAAAUAGGAAAUAGAAGAAAGGUAAAUAAAUACAAUUUUCAACAAAUUAUUCUCUAUACCCAAUCCCUUGAGAUGCAAGAUGUGAUUGUUUGAAGUGUCGUACUAUCAGACUAUGUAACAUUUGCUCUUUUAACCUAAAUUGACAGAAAAGGGCAAUGCAGGUAAUUUUCUUUGAGAAACCUUACAGAUUUCCUCCUCAUGCC